Messenger RNA from Blepharisma stoltei, 854 nucleotides. The record is from the annotation of a GenBank genome assembly. Lineage: Eukaryota; Ciliophora; Heterotrichea; Heterotrichida; Blepharismidae.
AUGGGGGAAGAAAAUGCAAAUCCAUUUAAAGUUAUUAUGUUUUAUUUGAAUAUCCUACAAUUACUACUAUUCUAUUGGCUAACAAAAAAAUUAAGAUAUUAUAAGUGAGCCAGUAUAUGAGAAAAACAAUGACUACUUUUUCAAGAAAAACAAAGCAAAUAGAAAAUAAUUUGGGGAGAAAUGAGGAAAAUGAUCAUGAGAAAAGAUAUAACUUUUUAGAAGUAAUUCGAAAGAACCAAAACAGAUGAGAUGACGAUUUCAAUUCUCAUCAAAGAAGAAAAGCAUUUUCUCAAGACUCAAAGUUAAAAGAAUAUCCUUGUGUGACUGACAUUAGGGAUUCUAAAAGUUUCUUUCAGACAAAUAAUAGAAGAAAUAGCAACUUUGGGUCAAUGAGGCCUUCUACGUCAUUUUUGAACAAAAGAAAGCAAAUCGACAUUUCAAAAUAUAAAGAAAGAAUUUCAUCUUACGCUAAAGAUAUGCAUUUAAUUUUUAGAGAAGAGUCUCGUAUGCAAAAUAUUAGAUACUUCCCGAAAAGAUCAGAAUUCUUGAAAUUAAGAAAAGCCAAAGAAAAAAUAUCAAAGAAAAAAGCAAAAUUAAGACUGCUAGCAAAUAAUACCAACCAGAUAGAACUGGAUUUGUCUAUAGCUUCCCCUGUGUGCAGUACUAUAGGCCCAUGCACAAUUUUAACUUCUCCAAUAUCAACUCCUGUAACACCAAUUGUGUAUGAAUGCCAGAUGAAGAAUAAUAAUUCUCUUAAACGAAGAUCUGUAAGCAGCUGAUCAAAAAGGAAAGAAAAUCCUAUAAAAAUAAAUUUACUUCUUGAAGAUGAAAAAUUUUCAUUGACCCCUUGAUAA